This is a messenger RNA of Gigantopelta aegis, 2163 nucleotides long. Its product is annotated as dipeptidyl peptidase 3-like. NCBI's taxonomy places the organism in Eukaryota, Metazoa, Mollusca, Gastropoda, Neomphalida, Peltospiridae. Gene Ontology annotation, cellular component: cytoplasm. The record is from RefSeq and is a predicted model, not a curated record. Gene Ontology annotation, molecular function: metalloexopeptidase activity; dipeptidyl-peptidase activity. Gene Ontology annotation, biological process: proteolysis.
AUGGCUGAUCUAAGCAAUUAUACAAUAUCAAAAGAUACUCCCAUUAACAAGUUAGACUGUACUAAGGCGUUCUUGGGACUCAGUGAUAAGGAGAAACUGUAUGCUCAUCACUUGGGUCAGGCAGGAUGGGAAGGUGCUCUCAUCUGUUUAGCACAAACCUCACCAGAGUCUCCGGGAAUAUUUCUUCUUUUACAACAACUGUUUAGUGGACAAAAUCUGUCAUCAUUGAGAGAGAUUGCUACCAAUGGGUGUGGUCUGUCCAACGACGAUUAUAAUUCAUUCUUAAUGUAUGCUGCAGCAUUUUACAGUAACCUUGGCAACUAUAAGAGUUUUGGUGAUACAAAGUUUAUUCCUGAUCUUCCAUGUGAUAAGCUCCAUGCUCUUAUCCUUGGAAGUGAGGCUUAUAAAAAAGAUGAAGCUACUGUAAAUAAAUUAUGGAAGUCUGUUUGUGAACGAAUGUACAGUCUUGAACCAGCUGAAAGACAAAUGGGUUUUCCACCAGAGGGACUAACAACUUAUUAUUCUGGUAACUGCACAAAAGAUGAUGCUCAGUUUAUUAAUGAUUUCAUGUUAGAGAAAAACCUUAGCCCCUAUAAUACACGAGUAUUAAAAGAAACUGAAUCAGGAGAAGUAGAGUAUGAACUAAGAUUAGCUUCAUCAAUAAUAUCAGCUGAUCCUAUUAAUGACUCUGACUGUAUUGCUAGUCUACUUGGACGACAUCAAUUCCGUGAUGUUAAUGUGGUCAUUCAGAGAGGAGAUUAUUCACCUUUAAUGUCUCGUGUAAUUAGAGAACUCGCUCUAGCUAAAACUUAUGCUGCUAAUACCAAUGAAACUAACAUGUUAGAACAUUAUAUUCUAAGCUUCUCCACUGGAUCUGUGGAAGAACACAAGGAAGGCUCUCGAUAUUGGAUUAAAAAUAAAGGACCUGUUGUGGAAACAUAUAUUGGGUUUAUUGAGAGUUAUCGUGACCCUUUUGGUGUUAGAGGAGAAUACGAGGGAUUUGUCGCUGUUGUCAAUAAAACAAUGAGUGCCAAGUUCUCUCAGUUGGUAGAGUCUGCUGAGCAACUCCUUCCUCUUCUUCCCUGGCCCAAAGAGUUUGAGAAGGACACUUUUUUUCUUCGCCCUGACUUUACUUCUUUGGAUGUGCUAGCAUAUGGUUGUAGUGGUAUACCUGCUGGUAUUAACAUACCUAAUUAUGAUGAUAUUCGUCAAAAUGAAGGGUUUAAAAAUGUAUCUCUGGGAAAUGUCCUCUCAGCAGCUGCUCAAGAUAAGAGGGUCUCUUUUAUAGCCCCUGAAGAUCAGGAGCUGUUUGUGAAGCUAAGAUCAGAAGCAUUUGAAGUUCAAGUAGGUCUUCAUGAGUUACUAGGUCAUGGAUCAGGAAAACUGUUCAUGUAGGAGGAAAAUGGUGAAUUUAAUUUUGAUAUAUCAUCUAUUAAGAACCCUAUCACUGGAGACAAAAUUACCAGCUGGUAUAAAGCUGGUGAUACAUGGGAUACCAAAUUUAGUGUCAUGGCUUCAUCUUAUGAGGAAUGUCGUGCAGAAUGUGUUGGUAUAUAUCUCUGUACUAAUAGAGAUAUACUACGUAUAUUUGGUCAUGAGGGAAAAGAAGCUGAUGAUAUUAUUUACAUUAAUUGGUUAAAUAUGGUGAGGGCGGGGCUUAUGGGACUUGAGUUCUAUACUCCAGAGACUCAGAAAUGGCGUCAAGCUCAUAUGCAAGGCCGUUAUGUAAUAAUGCGUGUCUUAAUGGAAUGUGUCACACCUCUUUUUAGUAUUAGUUACACUGGUUCUGAUGGCAAGCCAGAUCUUGUAAUUCAAUUUGACAGGUCAAAACUAGAGACUGUAGGUCAACCUGCCAUUGGAGAAUUCCUGAAGAAACUCCAAGUCUACAAGUCUCUUGCUGAUGUGGUAUCUGGUCAACAGUUAUAUAACUCUUAUUCCACUGCCCCUCAACAUUUAGCUCUCCGAGACAUUGUCAUGGCUAGAAAGUUACCUCGUCGAAUGUUUGUACAACCUCAUACAUUCCUAGAUAGCAAUGGACAAGUCACUCUAUCAGAGUUUGAUGAUACAGCUGAGGGGAUUAUCUCCUCAUUUAUGGCUCGUUAUCCGAUUUAUGAUAAAGAUGUUGAGAGUAUAUGGUUGAAGGACAUUGACUACUGGAAAUAA